GCCGGUGCACAGUUCACCGCUGAGCUCCGAGAAGACAGAGUGCGCUUAAAGUGGAGGCUUUAACUCCGGGAUGCAUCCGUGUGGCGUCUUAUAAACAACCACAAUUCACCUCCAACGACCAGCCGUCCCCCCGUUUCCCCCCCAAAACACACCCACUUUCCCCCUCUCUUCUUCCCUUGUGUGUGUGUUUUUCUUUAUCGGAACCGACACUGGAAGGACUUAAGCCUCGAACUCAACAUGUCAAUUCUGCCGUUCACUCCCCCCAUCGUGAAGAGGCUGCUGGGCUGGAAGAAGGGAGAGCAGAACGGCCAGGAGGAGAAAUGGUGCGAGAAGGCGGUGAAAAGUCUGGUGAAGAAGCUGAAGAAGACGGGCCAACUGGACGAGCUGGAGAAAGCCAUCACCACGCAGAAUAUCAACACCAAAUGCAUCACCAUACCGAGGUCUCUGGAUGGCCGUCUGCAGGUCUCCCACAGGAAAGGUUUGCCCCACGUCAUCUACUGCCGUCUGUGGCGCUGGCCCGACCUGCAGUCCCACCAUGAGCUGCGGGCGGUGGAGCUGUGCGAGUACGCCUUCCACACCAAGAAGGAUGAAGUGUGUGUCAACCCGUACCACUACCAGAGAGUAGAGACGCCAGUACUCCCACCGGUGUUGGUGCCCAGACACACAGAAAUCCCCAGUGAGUUCCCACCUCUGGAUGACUACAGCCAUUCAAUCCCAGAAAACACCAACUUCCCUGCUGGCAUUGAGCCCCAGAGCAACUACAUACCAGAAACGCCACCACCAGGAUACCUCAGUGAGGAUGGAGAGACCAGCGAUCACCAGAUGACCCACAGCAUGGACACAAGCUCCCCAAACCUGUCACCUAACCCCGUUUCACCCACACAUAACAGUCUAGACCUUCAGCCAGUGACGUACUGCGAGCCGGCCUUCUGGUGCUCUAUCUCCUACUACGAGUUGAACCAGCGAGUAGGGGAGACCUUCCACGCCUCACAGCCCUCGCUGACAGUGGACGGCUUCACGGACCCGUCCAACUCAGAGCGUUUCUGCCUGGGCCUGCUGUCCAACGUCAACCGCAACGCGGCUGUGGAGUUAACACGCAGACAUAUUGGCCGUGGCGUGCGGCUGUAUUACAUCGGAGGAGAAGUGUUCGCCGAGUGUCUCAGCGACAGCGCCAUCUUUGUCCAGAGCCCCAACUGUAACCAACGCUACGGCUGGCACCCUGCCACAGUCUGCAAGAUCCCUCCAGGAUGUAACCUGAAGAUCUUCAAUAACCAGGAGUUUGCCGCCCUGCUGGCCCAGUCAGUCAACCAGGGCUUUGAGGCUGUUUACCAGCUCACCAGGAUGUGCACCAUCCGAAUGAGCUUUGUGAAGGGCUGGGGAGCAGAGUACAGGCGACAGACGGUGACCAGCACCCCCUGCUGGAUCGAGCUGCACCUGAACGGCCCCCUGCAGUGGCUCGACAAGGUGCUCACACAAAUGGGCUCCCCGAGCAUCCGCUGCUCCAGCGUCUCUUAGGGAAACCUCCACCCACCCACUUCCUGUCAGUGACUAAAAAAAACACACAGACUGUAUGCAGGCAAGAACGGCUACACGAGUACGGAAAGCAGACGAGCCCCCCCCCCCCCCUCAUUCAGCCAAUCCUCCAUCUGUAACUUAGUCCUUCCUCCCCACCAGCUGUCAGUAGCACUUUUUAUAUACAUGUUGUUUGUGGCGAAAGGGGACAAGUGCAUUAAAGCAGAACCAUGUAAGUAUGAGCUCAACAUUUUGUCCAGAAUUAUUAUAAUGGCAAAGUGCCAUAAAGGCUGUAGCAAUGGGAGGAUUUUUUUUCUUUCUUUCAAUUAAGAGAUUCUCAUUUCUUUGCUCUUGUUUAAAUUUCUUUAAUUUUUUAUGAUUUCUAUAUGUUUUUUUUGUACAGAUGUUACAGUUGCUAUAAAGAAAAUGAACGUCAUUUCUUUAAGCAUUAAUAAUAAUUUUGUAAAGCAUGUAUACGAUCAUGUUAAAAGCAUUUCACUUGACUUUGUUUCUGUAUGUGGGCAUUUGAUUGGUUAUGAAGACAUUAACAAAUGUGACCCAGUGAGACGGAUUGAAAAUGAAUAUUAUAAUGGAAAUGUGCAGCCAGCAUUUGUAAACACUGUGUGAAGGAACACAAUGUACGUCUAGUACAAGCAUUUGUUUUUUUCAUACUGUCGUAUGUUACCCUGACGAGGCAAAUAGCACAGUGUUUAUUUACAGAUUUGAUUUUCAGACAGGAACAAAAGAUAAAGCAAGAAAUCAGCCAAGAUUAAAAUGAAGCCGACAGGAGUUACAACUCUUAAAACCCAUACAAGUACUUAAAGACAGUGGCAUUCAUCAAAUGUCAUCAGGAAGAUGAUGCACUUUUGUAAAAUGUUAAUAUUCUAGCAAAGCAAUGUCGUCAAAAUACAUUAAAAGUCAGUUGUACUUCACAGCUGCAAUAGCUCUUGUCAGAAGGUUAUAUUAAAUAUAUCCUGCAUUGAUUUCAGGAAGCUUUGCCAAUUUGCAAAAAAAAAUACUUUUGCAGCAUUGUAUUGUGUACUAGGUAGUAUUAUGACUUGAAAACAUCUCACAUACUGUACUGUUCUGCAAACUUUUAGUUAAAUUAUGAAUUGAGCACACACAAUGUAGUUGGAAUACUUGUGUGUGAUAUGAGUAUUCUGCAGAAUGCUGUGUAAAGAGAGCAGGAAGAUGCCUUUUGCUUUUUUAAUUUUCUCUCUCAGCAGUCCAUAACAUUGGUCUUAUGUUUUAGCCAUCAGUGAUAUUGACUUUUUUGCACACUCAGGACCGUGAAAAACAGCUGAAUUAUGUACAGAAACCAGUGGAAAGAACAGAUGCAUGUCUGUGGAGACUUUAAAGUCUAUUUUGCUACCAAUUAUUUUUGUAGGACAGUGAGGCGAUAAUGUGUUUUUGCAUGAUUUUACAGGAAAUACUGCUAGCGGGUCCGGAGAUACAAACUUGUAUUUUUCUACCUGUGAAGACGAGGCAGUCUCAGUACAAAGCACAGCUUUUUACAAAAGGGAAAUGCUUAGACGGAUAGAGGCAUGUAAAUAACAGUAGCUUCUCAAAAUCUAAUGUCCCGAUUUUAUUUUUCUUGCUCUAUGUACAUGUUGUACAUACAUGUCUUAUAAUGUGACCGCCAACCUUUAUAAUGUUGAUGGUUUUUGAAAGAAAAGAACAAAAAAAAAGGUUUGAAAAUGAAAAAAAAGAAGAAAAUGUUCAGAAAAGCUUUUGCUGAAGUGUAAAAGCAUCGUUUCAGCUUUAGUCCUGUUUCCUUUCAGACACCCACUGUGGUGGAAGUGGAUCGAUUUCCUUCUGGCUCCAUAACACUAGACAAAGACACAGUGGGAGAACACAGACAAUAUUUUGAAUCCUUUCACAGUACUUAUUUACAUUAACCCAGCUUUUGAUGUUAAUGCCUGCGCAGUGGUGCUAAUCUUUAACACUUUAGGGACUCAAGAGAACAGCAAAGCCAUAUUAUAUUACCCUUUAAGCUGGUUGAUUUUUUUUUUAUCUCUAUUAAAUAAUGAUUUUAAAACCUUCAAACAUGUGGGAUUGUUUCAGAGACAGUAGCAUCUACCGAUCUGAGACAAGACAGCUCUUUGUAGAGCUUCUAGUGUCCUUGAACGCAGCAUCCCUGACCCUAAUGGGCUCUUUAAACCCCUCUGGUCAAUGUAAUAACCCAGUAGGGAAUAUUUUUAUACACUCUUCAAGUUCUAGUGCUUGUGCCCCCCCCUCCCCCCCUGUUCAAACUGUUCACUGUAACCGUUUAUUAGUUGUGAUUUAUGUAUUUGUGCUCUGAAUUGGUCUUUUUAGAUGUCUUGUAUAAAAGUAUACCGUUUAUUUUUCUGUGCAUAUAAAAAAGUUGAUGUGACGCUUAAUAUUUCUGUUUAUUAUUGUUCUAUAAAUAAAAUCUACAUAUCAUGGUGAUAAUGGGGCCGAGUAAGAAGCAAACCACAUCUGUAUUUCAGUAAAAGUCAUGGUUAUUCUUGUACUUAAAUCAGAACGUACUAACUUGAUUUUUAUAGCUUAACAAGUUGUGUACUUAAAUGUGACAUUUCAGGUCUUAGACUCCUCUGUCUAUGUUCCUUUGUAGUUCGGGGAUUUCCUCGUCUGUGGUGGAU
Anoplopoma fimbria (sablefish) is the source of this 4136-nucleotide messenger RNA. RefSeq names its product SMAD family member 3a (gene smad3a). The transcript has 8 exons. The coding region runs from base 238 to 1515 and encodes 425 amino acids. Gene Ontology annotation, biological process: transforming growth factor beta receptor signaling pathway; cell differentiation; regulation of transcription by RNA polymerase II. The record is from RefSeq and is a predicted model, not a curated record. Gene Ontology annotation, molecular function: RNA polymerase II cis-regulatory region sequence-specific DNA binding; DNA-binding transcription factor activity, RNA polymerase II-specific; I-SMAD binding. Lineage: Eukaryota; Metazoa; Chordata; Actinopteri; Perciformes; Anoplopomatidae. Gene Ontology annotation, cellular component: heteromeric SMAD protein complex.